This is a messenger RNA of Harpegnathos saltator (Jerdon's jumping ant), 2133 nucleotides long. RefSeq names its product nucleoplasmin-like protein. Lineage: Eukaryota; Metazoa; Arthropoda; Insecta; Hymenoptera; Formicidae. Bases 193 to 762 code for a protein of 189 amino acids. Gene Ontology annotation, cellular component: nucleoplasm; cytoplasm; nucleolus. Gene Ontology annotation, biological process: chromatin remodeling. The transcript is spliced from 6 exons. Gene Ontology annotation, molecular function: RNA binding; histone binding; chromatin binding. The record is from RefSeq and is a predicted model, not a curated record.
ACUACGCGAAAGCCAUUCGCCUCAUUUGCUACGCGUUCGCCCAGCACGUGCGACUCCUGUUCCUUCGCGCAGUAAUCGGUUGCGCGCGCGGCGUCUCUCCAGCCUCUCCAUCACUACGUACGGCACGCACACGUCCAUCGGCUCCCGAACACAUCACGCUAACGAGAAUCCGUUAAUAUUGCACCGAUCGCCAUGGCGGAGGAGUAUCUAUACGGAAUCACUCUAGAGGGACCGAACGCCAGCGAGGUAUGGGACCCGGAACACAAGAACGACGACCUGGACGGCACGAACCAACACAUGGGCGCCGAUCAGAAGCUCAUCAUCAAAAUGGCGCUCUUGGGACCAGAAGCCAAACCUGGAGAGCUCAAUGUGCUACAGGUUGAAGCGAUGGGAUUAAAAGGACCCAUCAAAACACCAAUUGCUCUAUUAGAAAUGGGAAAAACAGCGCAAAUCAUUCUUGAUCUUAGUUUCCCAGACCCUCCUGUCACAUUUACAUUGGUCAAUGGCAGUGGACCUGUUCAUAUAGUUGGACAUAAUCUCCUUGGUACGCACAUCGAAGAGUUCGAGGAUAUAGAUGAUGAUAUGGACGAAGAAAAUAUCGAUGACGAAGAAGAUGAAAAGGCUCCGCAAAUGAAACGAAAGCUUUCUGCAGAGGACCCUGAUGAUGAGGACGAUGAAGAUGAUGAACCUAAAAAGAAGAACGCCAAAUUGACAACUGCAGCCAAAUACAAAAAUCAGGCUAACAAGAACAAGAAAAAAUAAAUAUGAGCCUUAAAAUUAUGAAAAUACAAUAAACUUUUAAGUUAGGAUAUUAAACUUAAGUCCAUCAUUAUCAUCCGCAUUUGUGCGAAUCUAGUAUCAUUUCAUAAGGGUCCUGCCCUUUUCAAUUCAUUGUUUCAUUAUCAGAUGACAAACAUUGCCUUCCACUUUUCUAGAAACACAACUGGACCAAUGAAAUUUUUGUAACAUAAUUAUGUUUGCUUUGCAAAUGCUUUAUUACAUACUAAUGCUACCUACUAUUAUAUUUUUUCGCAAAAAGAGAUGAUAUACGUUAUAUUGAGAAAUAUCACUUGCAUUCUGUUUAACAGAUAGAGAAUAAGACCUAUAUUCAGAACGUGCUUAUAACUAUGUUAGUAUGCUGUUAACCAAUCAGAAGGCAUAUUUCGUGGCUUUUCAUUGAUUUCACUGGUUAACAGCGCGCUAACAUAGUUACAAGCAUGUUCUGAAUAUGGGUCUAAGAGUAUUUUUUUGCCAUAUUUUUAAUUUAAUGCUUUUUCUCCAAAACAGGACUUGUUACAUUUAUUACAGUAACUUGACGAGUAUAUACAUCAAAUUAUAUUGGAAAUGUAUAAUUACGAGUGUCAUUUUGCAAAAUAUGUUAUUUUUACGACCAUAAUUCUUGUUAAUUUACAAGAAGCAUUAUCCAAUUGUAUUAAAAUAUAUAGAAAAACAUUUUAAAUGUAAGGUCCAUAGCUUGCUUCUUAUUUCUAAACUGAACGUUCAUCUUUUAUUUCAUCGCGACUGUGAACAAAUUGUGCGACAGCACAAGUUUUUAUAAAAAUAGCGGUUGGACAAUUUUGGUCCAGUUGUUACUGUGAAAUUAGUGGAAAGCUAAUGGACGGAUAUGCAGUCAUGUUUUGCGUUUUCUUUCCGUCUUCUCCGAGAUGGUAUUCAUAUCGACGCACUUCCAGAGAUGCGAAAAUAUAUUAUUCUAACGUAGCCGUAUAAACACGACUUAAAGAUAGUCUCCUGUAAGAAAUGGCGUGAUAAAACUCCUUUGUAACUAAUUAUUUUCAUGUGUACAAGAUGGGGGAAGGAUUAAUAGUUAGUCAUACGGAAAGUUUCUCUAUUCCAAAAUCUUAUGUCUGUAAAAAUAUCAGCAUUAUAUACAAAAAGAAACAUACGCGUACAUCAUCUCAACAUUCAUUCCAUUUGAUGAAAGAUAAUAGAAAUGGAGGUUACAGGUGUACCGAGUGAAAAGAAAUGUUUUUACAUCGGUGUGUCGUACACGACUGAAACACGAUGCGUGCAAAAGACGCGCCUAUGGAUCGAGUAGUCUGUACACCUAGUAGUCUGUACACCUAUUUUGUACAUAUACAAUACAAUAAAAAAUUUCACAACUUUUAAUCCGUA